ACGUAGAAAAUGGCUGGCAUGGAAUUCGAAUACGAUGAGAGAGGGGGGACUUUUUACUAUUUCCUCCUCUCAUUUUAUGCUUUAGUCCUGAUCCCUUGUACAUACUAUUUAUGGCCAUACGAAGAAGCUAAAGAGGAUCCAGAGAAAACCAAGAAACAGUGUAGAUGCGAAGGGUGUCUAUUAAAGAAUCAGAGACUAAAAGAGGGCAAACCAUGGCAAAAAUUUAAAAAGAGGGCAUUAAAAGUAGCAUUUAUCAUUGGGUGGAUAGGGUUUGCACUACUGCUGUAUAGAGUGUCUCAGGUGGAAUUAGACUUCACAGAGUUUGACCCUUAUGCUGAGUUAGGCAUUGACAGGGGUGCUACAACUAGAGAGGUGAAGAAAGCUUACAGACAGCUCAGUGUAAAGUACCAUCCAGAUAAAGAAGGUGGAGACCAGAAGAAGUUUAUGAGAAUUGCCAAGGCUCAUGCAGCAUUAACAGAUGAUGAGGCGAGAAAGAACUGGGAGGAAUAUGGCAAUCCUGAUGGUCCAGGGGCCACCCAUUUUGGUAUUGCCUUGCCGAAGUGGAUUGUGGAGAAGCAGAAUUCAGUGUGGGUCCUUGCAGCCUAUGGUUUGGUCUUCAUGAUCAUCCUUCCUCUGGUUGUGGGUACAUGGUGGUACAGGUCUAUUAAGUUCAGUGGAGAUGCAGUCCUGUUAGACACUACUCAACUCUAUUACUGCUUCCUACACAAAACUCCUAACAUGAUACUCAAAAGGGCUGUCAUGAUAUUGGCGGGUUCACUGGAGUUCAGCAGGAGUCACAACCAGGAAGUACAGGAACGGCCCAGUGACAAUGAAGAAAUACCUUUGCUUAUGAAAGAUCUACCCAACUUGAAUGAGAAAAAUAAAGAAAGACCCCUGUGUUUCCCAUACAGUGUUAAAGCCAGAGCACUGUUGUACGCACAUUUCUCUCGCAUUGAGUUACCCCCCAAAACACUAGAAUUAGACAGACAAUAUAUGCUAAAGAAGUGUCCUUAUCUUAUAAAUGAGAUGGUGAAUAUAUUGGCUCAACUUGUUGCCCUAGCACACGCUGGCAGAGUUGCCCAUGAGCCACGUCUUGAUACUGUGGAGAAUUGCAUGCGAAUGAGUAAAAUGGUCAUCCAGGCAUUAUGGGAUACAAAAAGUCCAUUGUUACAAUUACCGCAUAUUUCUGAAGAUAUGCUCCGCCAUUUUGUAACAAAAAGGCGAAAUAUUCGAGGUAUUAAAGAUUUUGUAUGUAUGAAGGAGGAGGAUAGAAGAUCUCUACUACGCAGUAUAUCAGAUGAAGAAUAUAAAGAUAUAAUGAAUGUGUGUACAUCUAUGCCACAUAUCACCAUGAAAGUCCACACAUCAGUAUUGGAUGAUGAGGAUUCCAGUAUAACUGCAGGGUCAAUAGUGACAGUGAAUGUCAGUCUGACACGUGAACCAUUACAGGUUCUGCUUGGGGAUGAUGUUGACAAGGACAGCGGUGUUGCACUGCUUAAUGAGGAGGAGAAUGGUGAAGGGGAUAAUGAGGGAGAAGAAGAGGAAAAUGAAAAUGAAGAAACUACAAAAAUGGAAGUGCAAACUAUAAAGCCAAAAAUUUGGGAAAAACAGAAGAAGAAAAAGGGUGGUAAAAAGGCAGGCAAGAAAAAGCCUAUUCCCUUUAAACAACAAGUCAUCCAGAGGAAGGUGACGGCCUCUCCAACUUCAGAUGCUGGGAAAACAGAGGAAAGCCAGAGUAAUGAAAGCACACCAAAUGGACGUGUGAAAAAGCCCAAGAAAGCGAAAGACAGCGAUGCUGAAGACUCCUGCAGUGACAUAUCUGAUGUCACAGAUAGUGACGUUGAUGAUAGGGAUCCUAAAUCAAAUGAAGAUGAUGAUGAUACAUGGGAAAAAUUCCAAGAAGAGGCCAAGAAAGAGAAUGUACUAGAGGCCAAGUCCAAAGAAACUCAUAGCGUCCACUGCCCAUACUUCCCUCUGGACAAGCAAGAAUGGUGGUGGGUUUAUGUAGCAGAUAGAAAACACCACCAACUCAUAACUGCUCCUGUUCAAGUGACCAGUCUCAAACACGAAGAAGAAAUCAGUCUUAAAUUCUCCGCCCCAACUAAGCCAGGAAACUACCAGUACACAGUUGUUCUACGCUCUGACUCAUUGUUUGAUUUUGACCAGUCUGAAAACAUUAAGAUGGAUGUUAAAGAAGCCAAGAAAGUCGAAAGCCAUCCACAAUGGGAAAUUUCAGAUGAUGAGGAGAAAGACGAAGAUGAUAAUUCAGAAUCAGAAUUGUCAUCAGACUAUGAUGAAUCAGACGAUGAUGAAUAAACUAAAUCAUCAUUUUUUGAAAUGUUCACAUCAUGAUUUUAUCAUGGAUAUCCGCAUUCUAAAAACUGGAGUUAUUCAAACACCUUAGGAGGCCUUGAUAUUACCUGCAAACUAUUUUGUACCUCAACUUAAAAAUGUUUGCAAUAAUUUGGGUUCUCGAAAUUCAUUAUCGACAGGUGUUGUGCCUCUUGGGACUCAAUAAACUCCUGAUAACCUCAAAAGCAUGCUUCCUUAUAUGGUAUAAAAAUUCAAAAAAUUCUUAAUUGGAACAUAACUUGUAGUGGUAUCCUUGUAGUUCAAGGUUAGCUUUAAUUUUGUUCCACUUUCAUGACUAGAUUCAAAGUUUCUCAUAAACCUGUAUUGCCAAAAUAUAUUAUGGUGUUAUUUGGAAAAAAUAAUUGCUUUAAUAGCAUUAUAAUUAGAGACCAUUUGUCAAAUAGCACAAAAGAUUUUCACAUCCACAAGUGUUCAACAGCACACAGAUUUGUAUCCUAAUUGGUCAGAAUUUCCUGACAAAGUGUGCUAGUAUGUCUAAGCUAUAAGUGAAUCUGCAAUUUAUUCAGUAUUUUUGUGUGUGUUUUUUUCAUAAAUAUGAAAUAUAGAAAUAUAGGGUUUAUUGGCAAAUUGCAUUCCAUCAGAUUUCUAUGUCUUGCAAUAGUCCUGGUUACAUCACAAAACUUAUUGUGGGGAUUUUAUGAAUAUAUUAUCAAAUUGUCAUUUAUUUUUGUGUUUAUCACAUUCUUGUGCAAAAAUAUUUUCUAGUGUUGUAAAUAAAUACAGAAUGAUGGGAUCUCCUAAUGUUUUAUAUUGUCUUUAUUUCAACAUUUCAAAGGGAACAAAACUACAUUUUUAUCAAUAUUUUUCUGUAGGCCUAAAAUACUGUAACAAUUGGCAUUUUGACACUACUUGUUAGUUUGGUGAAUAUGUCUUACAUUGGACCAAAUAUUGGUAAUGGAGAUGGAAAAUACUGAGGUGAAAUUCUCUUUUGGUUUCUUUUUUUGAUACGAAAUAGAUGUUGUUGUUGGGCAUUCAAUUCAAAAUAUUACCAAAAUGAAAUGUGUGUCAAAAUAUAGUUCCAGUACUAGUUUCAAUUUUUGACAUAGAGAGGACCAAUUUAUUCAGAAAUAGUCUCCACUUAUAUAUGGCAUUAUCUAUAAUGACAUGUACAUACUUGAAUGUAUAAAGUGAUAUUGUUGUCAUACAUUUCUCAGUUUGUUACUGCGAUUGGAAAUGACGCAAAUGGUAAUUAUUGUAAACAUUGUUAAUUUGGCGACUAUUUUUUACAUUUGGUGAUUUUGGCAAAUUGAACACUCAAACGUCUAAGUUAACAAUGUUUAUAGUAUUAUAAAUGUACAUGUAUGUUAUGUGUUUUUAUAAAGAAAUGGUACUUCCCUUUCUACAAUUUUUAUCAAAUAUUAAUUAUCGCUCUUUGUCUGGUUUUGGAAAUAAAGUAAUUUAUACCACAUCAUUACAUAUUUCAUAAAAAGGGUUCAAAUAAUAGAAUAUGUUGAGUAUACCUAUAAGUUUCAUCCUUCCAUACUCAAACGACUAAUAGAAAUCAUCCUAAGACAUAAGUCCUGUUCAAAGUUGGGAGUUCAUUCGACUUAAUAUAUAUAGUUUAUGCAAAAUUGAUAACCUUAAUUAUAAACAACAGUUUGUGUAGUGCCAUCUAUAUCCUAUUCUAGAAAUUCCUGGUUGCAAUAAUCAUUUUUACAACACUUAAUUGUUUUGAGACACCAAUGGCUGAAUGGGCGAUUCACAGAUUGUCACAUAUAUUUGUAGUAAAGUAAUCUGUAUGAUUUGUAAUUUAAUUUAUCAAAAAUAAAAUUCACUAUGAGGCAUGUACAAAACUGUAAUUCUAGUUUUGUUAUAUCAAAUUUUUCAAUCGAUGUUGUGCACCUGUGAAUUA
Messenger RNA from Owenia fusiformis, 4225 nucleotides. Lineage: Eukaryota; Metazoa; Annelida; Polychaeta; Sabellida; Oweniidae. The record is from the annotation of a GenBank genome assembly.